AUGGCGAGCAAGCUUACUCCCCUCAUCCGCUCCGCCAUCCGGCCGGUGUGCCGGGCUGGCCGCCCUCAGUCUCGCGCCGCCUUCUCUCUCACAGCAAGCCGACGAAGCGACACUCUCAUGGUGCAUCGAAACACCGAGGACAACAACGCCGACAUCCCCUUUAAGUUCAACGAGAAGAACCAGACCGUCAUUGCCGAGAUCCUCAAGCGAUACCCUCCCCAGUAUAAGAAGGCUGCUGUCAUGCCUUUGCUAGACCUUGGCCAGCGCCAGCACGGCUUCACCAGCAUCAGCGUCAUGAACGAGGUCGCCCGUCUUCUUGAGAUGCCUCCUAUGCGAGUGUACGAGGUUGCCUCUUUCUACACCAUGUACAACAGAACUCCCGUGGGCAAAUAUUUUGUUCAAAUCUGCACUACGACACCUUGCCAACUUGGAGGCUGUGGAUCCGAUGUCAUCGUCAAGGCUAUUAAGGAGGAGCUCGGAAUUGAGCAGGGCCAGACCACUGCCGACGGUCUCUUCACCAUUCUCGAGGUCGAGUGCCUCGGUGCCUGUGUCAACGCUCCCAUGAUCCAGAUCAACGACGACUACUACGAGGAUCUCACCCCCGCCUCCGUGAAGGAUCUCCUCAAGUCCCUUCGGGCACAGGCUACUGCUUCCGAUCCUUCUACUGUCAACGUCCCCAAGCCUGGUCCUCUCAGCAGCCGAGACACAUGCGAGAACAGUGCUGGCCAAACAAGCCUUAACGCGGAGCCCUGGGGAACCGAGACCACAAGGGCGGACCUGUAG
Messenger RNA from Fusarium subglutinans, 783 nucleotides. Its product is annotated as NADH-ubiquinone oxidoreductase 24 kDa subunit mitochondrial. Gene Ontology annotation, molecular function: NADH dehydrogenase activity. Lineage: Eukaryota; Fungi; Ascomycota; Sordariomycetes; Hypocreales; Nectriaceae. The record is from RefSeq and is a predicted model, not a curated record. The transcript has 3 exons. The coding region runs from base 1 to 783 and encodes 260 amino acids.